UUGUAAGAUCAGAUGAGAUUGGGCAUUCUCAGGGUGGAAUGGCCAUGGGCUUGUUUUGCUUUGCUUGCGUAUGUUUCUUUUGCUUUCCCUAUUAAACUGUCUUUACCUCAACCCAUGAGUUUUCUAGCCUUUACCCUUCCAAUUCUCUCCCGGUCCUGCUGGUGUGGGAGUGGCUGUGUGGUACUUGGCUGCUGGCUGGGGUUAAACCACAACACUGUUUUAGAAACACAACCUGGAAAGUCAAGGAAGAGGAGUGGUCUCUGCAAGGUAGUGGCUCGAAUUUAUGAAGCUUUGCUUUGAAAUGGGUAAUGACCCAGUUUAGAGCUUUUGGGUAAGGUACAGAGGUCAUAGCAGUGUGGGUGACAUCAUGGUGGAUGUCUGCUUCAGACUGCCUGAUGAAGUAGAGGAAGUAGAUGAAGUCUUCUUAGAGGUCUGAGGAAGCCCCAUGGUCACAGGUCCUGGUAUUCAUGGAGCUCUUGAACCACCCUGAAACCUGCUGGCAGCAUGUCAGGGCAUAAACAACCCAGGAAAUUUCUGGAGAACAUCAAAGAUGAUUUUUUUGAUAUGAGUGUUGGUCAAACCAACUAGAGGUGAUCUCUGCUGGACUUGCUAUCAGUAGCAGUCUUGAACAGCUGCCUUGGUGGAAGAGGUCAUGAGAUUGUGGAAUUUAAGAUCAAGACAGACAAGAAGGAUGAGUAGUAGAAUGACAGUAUUUGGGUUUAGGAAAGAAGAUUUUUGUUUUGUUUUUUUAUGGAGCUGUUUGGUAGCAAAAGGCUGUGGAAAAGCUGGUUGAUCUUCAAAGAAAAGCUCUUCAAAGUGGGAAGUUCUUCCUGUUAACUGGAAAAAGACAAAUCACUCAUCUUCAAAAAAGGCAAGCAGGAUUUGUGGAACUACAAGUUGAUCAGCCUCACCUUGCUCCCCAGAAAACUACAGAGCAAAUCCUCAUGAGAGCCAUGAAAGACAGGAAGGUGAUUGAGAAAACACAGUGUGAAUUUUUCAAGGGCCAACCUGGACUGACUGUCCUGAUUGCUGCCUUUAAUGAGAUAGCUCUGCCUAUGGACAAGAAGGAAGCAGUGUGCUCCUGAGGUUUGACAAGGCUUUUUACAUGCUAUCCUUGUAGCCAUUUUGGAGAGAUGGAGUUUGAACUGGUGGAUGACAAGGUGGGUGGAAAACUGGAACAUGUGGCUCAGAAAGUAACAAUCAGCAGAACAAAGCUGAUCUGUUAAUGAUUUUUAGUGGCAACCCCCAUGAGUCAAUACAGGGGCAAAAAUUGAUGAUAUCUCUUUAACAGCUCAGGUGAUGGCGUGGAGUGCAGUCUUUGCCUAGCUGGCUGGAAAGCAGCUUUGCAGAAGGGGACGUGGGGGUGACAAGUUGUUUCUGAGUGAGCAGCGUGCCCUGCGGCAAGGAAGGACAGCACACCCCAGGCUGUGUGAACAUGAGUCUAGCCACCAGGCAGAGGGAGGUGUAUCUUCCUCUCUGUUAAGUCUUUGUGAGAUCACAGCAGGAGUCCUGUGCCCAGUUUUGGACUCCCCAAGUUGAGGAAGUCAUCAGUGUCUUGCAAGUCCAGUGGAGGGCUGCCCAGGUGACAAGAGAAAUGAAUAUCUUCUUGCAUAUUGUGGAUAUAUCUAAUCCCAAGGAAGUAUGGAAGUUUGCUGAAAAAUUCAGAAAUGAACAUAAAUUAAAUGUGUUGAUCAACAAUGCAGGAUGUAUGGUGAAUAACAGAGAGUUAACUGAAGAUGGACUUGAAAAAAACUUUGCAACAAACACUUUGGGUACAUACAUCCUGACAACUGCCCUACUGCCCCUCCUGGGAAAAGAAGCUGAUGCCAGAGUGAUAACUGUCUCUUCUGGGGGCAUGCUAGUUCAAAAAUUAAACAUAUCUGACUUGCAGUCGGAAAAUGGGACAUUUGAUGGAACUAUGGUGUAUGCACAGAACAAGAGACAGCAAGUUGUCUUGACGGAACGGUGGGCAAAAGCUCACAGAAACAUCCAUUUCUCCGUAAUGCACCCCGGCUGGGCAGACACUCCAGCCGUGAGGUCGUCAAUGCCAGACUUCUACGAGAGGAUGAAGAACUCCCUGCGCACAGAGGCCCAGGGAGCUGACACUGUGGUAUGGUUGGCAGUAUCAGCUGAGGCAAUCAAGUUACCGAGCGGCUUGUUCUUCCAAGACAGGCAGCCAGUUGCUACACACUUACCCCUGGCAAGCACCCACAGUCCACUGGAGGAUGAGGAGAAGCUAAUGGCAGUGCUGGAAGAGUUCUCCCAGAAUUUUAGAUCCAGUUCACCAGGAACUUAGUGUCACUCCUGACACAGUGUAACGAUAAAGCUUCUAAUUACACAGUAACACACCUGCUGUAGUACACCCCUGCUGUUGAGGGGAAGUAGGAUGCCAUAGGCCUGUUAAAAAUGAAUUGGGUUCAGGUGUUCUCAUAAUGGGGGAGAGCGGUUCCUGUGUCAUUUUUUUCUGCUGCCGAGUCUCUCCUACUGUGAAUAUGCACCUGCUGUCUCAAGACGCACUCAGGUUGUGUUCUUUGAAUUGGAAGAAAAAUUGGGAGGCAUUAAAAUAAAACCCAAGACUUCGUAAAGUUACCCAGAAUAAUUUAAAACAUUCAGCACAGAGAAAUGCAGAGGAGUGUUCUUUCAGUAGCCUUUGUGAAAGACUUCAGGAAAGAAGUGGGAAAUGUUUUAAACAACAUUUAACCGCUGUAUUUGACGGGUUGGUGGCGUCAUUCACUGCAUGAGGAUUGACUGGGCUCAAACCUAUAACUGGGAAUGCAGAAACUCUCUUGCAGUCUCUGCUUAGUUUAAAUAGAGGAAUUCCUCACGGCCUUCAGUUUCUAUAAAUCAGUGCUGCUAUGCAGAAAUGAUAUGCUUACUCAUGUUUAAACAGCAAGAAUUUAGGAACACUGACAAACGCCUUCCACAUUACUUUAUGGAGCCAGGGCUGAACAUUAUCCCAUUUAUGUUAAGAUACCAUGAAGUAGGAGGUUUCAACACAUAACAUACCCAGACAGGGCUGGAUCCAGCAGGGAAAUGGCUGUAUGACUGUCGUCAUGAAAAGAAAUAACACACUGAGCUGUAUAUGCUUGCCAUUUCUGCAAAAGAUUAAAGGGAAUUGCUAUAUCAUUAUGGAUGGAUUAAGAGGGGGAAAGGAACACUGUGGGGCACAGGUUUUAGAGGUUAAGUCCACCUCCUGAUGAGAGGGUUGUA
Molecule: messenger RNA, 3210 nt
Organism: Chiroxiphia lanceolata (lance-tailed manakin)
Lineage: Eukaryota; Metazoa; Chordata; Aves; Passeriformes; Pipridae
Gene: DHRS12
Product: dehydrogenase/reductase 12
Exons: 8
Coding region: 1595-2296 (233 amino acids)
Source: RefSeq, a predicted model, not a curated record